CCCGCAUCACCCAAAGGGUCCCUGCAUCAUCUGAAGGGGUCCCUGCUGGGGGUCCCCACGUUGCCUGGAGGGGGGUCCCUGCUCGUAGGGUCUCCACAUCACCCAGAAGGGUCCCUGCAGCAACUGGGGGGGCCCUGCAUCAUCCGGGGGGAUCCCCUGCACCACCGGGAGGGUCCCCACAUCCAGCCCUGACCCCCCACAGCCCCGUUCUCCCCCCUGUCUCCCACGCCGUUGGCCAGCUGGGCUGGGCGCCCAGUGGCCCCCCGUGCCCGGGGAGCCCCCCGUGGGGCAGCAGGGACCCGUGGGUGCCCCCAGCUCCCCCUGCCCAGGUACGGGAGGGUGUUGGGGUGCCCGGCUGUGCCCGCCACGCGAGGCUGGUUUUUGGGAUGCUCUACCCGGCCUACGCGUCCUACAAGGCUGUGAAGGCCAAAAACAUCCGGGAAUACGUCCGAUGGAUGAUGUACUGGAUCGUCUUCGCCCUCUUCAUGGCCACAGAGACCUUCACUGACCUUCUCAUCUCCUGGUUCCCCUUCUACUACGAGGUGAAGAUGGCCUUUGUGCUGUGGCUGCUGUCCCCGUACACGCGGGGGGCCAGCCUGCUCUACCGCCGCUUCGUGCACCCCACGCUGGCCCGCAAGGAGAAGGACAUCGACACCUUCCUGGUGCGGACCCGGGAACGGAGCUACGAGGCGAUGCUGCACUUUGGCAAGAAGGGCCUCAACCUGGCGGCCACCGCCGCCGUCCAGGCGGCCACCAAGAGCCAGGGCGCCCUGGCCGGGAGGCUGCGCAGCUUCAGCAUGCAGGACCUGCGCUCCCUGCCCGACGAGGGCCCCACCAGCUUCCAGGACCCGCUGUACCUGGAGGAGCAGGACAGCCGCCGGCUGGGCUGCGGCGCAGCCCCGGCCGGCCGGCGCUACGAGAGCGAGACGGAGGACGAGGAGCCGUGGUCGGACUCGCAGGUGUCCCCUCAACCUUCCCCACGCCGGGAUCACAAGCCCCUGUCCCGCAGCCAGAGCCUGCGCUCCCUGAGGAAGGCCCCGGGAAAGGAGGGCUCUUCUCGGCUCCUGCGCAUCAGGAUCAGGAGGAAAACGACUCCCUCGGAUCUGGACGGCUAAAAAUCCCGGGAAACCCCUGCCAGGAGCCUUUACAUGAGUUUGCUGCUGCAGCGUGGGGAAGGGGAGGCGGUUUCUGCAUUCCCUGGGGGGGGGUGGGGAGGGUCCUGUAUCCCUGGGGUGGGGUGGGGUGGGGGGGUCCUGCAUCCUGACACUGUAAAUGCCUUCUGUGACCUCUGUGGUGCCUCGUGGAGGGGGCACCACCUCGCUGUGCCCACACACUGCUGCUCCCAGUGCCCCCUCCCAGACCCCCCAGCUUGGCGCUGGCGCCUCUCCCUGUGGGGUCUGUGAGUGUCCCCCCCCCUUUUCUACCACCCCACGAACUCUACACACGCUCUGGGGUCCCCUCCCAUCCUGCCACAGUGCCUUGUUCCCCACAUUCCCUUUCUCCCAGCAGCCAGGGAUGGGAUGGGAUGGGAUGUGCCUUGUCCCUCUGAAGCCAAAGACUUUUGGGGCCCCCCCUGCCACCUCCAGACACAGACUGACACCCCCACACUUGAACCUGUAGGGGGUGGGGGGGCUGGUGCUUCACCAUUGCCUUGCUGGACACCACAUUCCCAGGCUUUUAACAUUCCCCUCUCCCCCCCAAAAAUAGGGGGUUUUGUACAUGGAAAAAUAAGUAAAUAAAUGCUGUUUCAGA
Molecule: messenger RNA, 1752 nt
Organism: Empidonax traillii (willow flycatcher)
Lineage: Eukaryota; Metazoa; Chordata; Aves; Passeriformes; Tyrannidae
Gene: REEP4
Product: receptor accessory protein 4
Exons: 8
Coding region: 387-1115 (242 amino acids)
Biological process (GO): endoplasmic reticulum tubular network organization
Cellular component (GO): endoplasmic reticulum membrane; cytoplasmic microtubule; endoplasmic reticulum tubular network
Molecular function (GO): microtubule binding
Source: RefSeq, a predicted model, not a curated record